This is a messenger RNA of Tribolium madens (black flour beetle), 771 nucleotides long. RefSeq lists its product as uncharacterized. The transcript is spliced from 3 exons. NCBI's taxonomy places the organism in Eukaryota, Metazoa, Arthropoda, Insecta, Coleoptera, Tenebrionidae. The coding region runs from base 51 to 689 and encodes 212 amino acids. The record is from RefSeq and is a predicted model, not a curated record.
AAAAAACACAAAGUUGGUGUCUGACAGUGUCACUCAAAAUUUUUUGCGAAAUGGCUAAAUUUUGGUCGGUCUUUCUCGCUGCAUUGCAGUACACUUUCAGCAUUUACGUGUUCAAAAAACCCGAUUUGACCGGUUGUGGACCUCUGAUCUCGUCAUUGGCCGUCUUGCUCGCCCUUUCUUUGGUGCUAUGGAGUCUUCCGUUGUACCCCCGAAGACUGCGCAAGCUUGUCUCAUUCGCGAAUUUGUUUGCACAGUAUUUAAUUGCCGUGUUUCUGAUCGAAUACAUCAUGGGAUGCUUUUGGUUCCCGCUUGAAACGGCUAUUUUGGCAUUUUUGCCGAAACUGGCGUCCACUCUUGAAGAAAUCCUUAUGCGAGUUGACAUGAGAUGCAAUUUCCCUUGCGAUGUGUUAAAAAUGGAAGGAACAGGAAUGUUCACGAGCUAUCUGAUGAGUUUCCUCAUACUUGUGGCGGCUUUGCACGCAACCAGAAUGAUUAAUUUGCAGCUAUUGUCUUGUGGAAUUCGACCGUUCGCCACCGAUGUCACGCGCCGAAUUCAAAAAUUCUCGAAAAAUUUACCCCUCACGUCCAGAAUGAGGAUACCCAGAUUGAGGCCCCGGAGGUCGGAAACGUGCACCAGCGAUGAGGACUUUUGGCCCGGAGACGGGGAAUACGAGUAUGUUUACAAAUGAUCUAAACGCAGUACGCCAUCAAUUAUGACAAACAAAAUGUAAAUAAAUUAUUUUCGCACCGAAUAAAACGUUAUGGCCUGCA